Messenger RNA from Salarias fasciatus (jewelled blenny), 3696 nucleotides. RefSeq names its product splicing factor SWAP (gene sfswap). NCBI's taxonomy places the organism in Eukaryota, Metazoa, Chordata, Actinopteri, Blenniiformes, Blenniidae. The transcript has 19 exons. Gene Ontology annotation, molecular function: RNA binding. The coding region runs from base 176 to 3049 and encodes 957 amino acids. Gene Ontology annotation, biological process: mRNA 5'-splice site recognition; RNA processing. The record is from RefSeq and is a predicted model, not a curated record.
UCCUUUUCCAACAUGGCGGCACCCUGUGUGUAGAAAUUUGUUUUGGGCCACAACGCUGAGGAUUACUUUCACAUUUGGACCGAUCGUCUGCGAUUUGCUCAACAAAUUAUCAUCGCAGCACCGUCUGCGUCAGCCUCUCUUAUAAACUAAUCGGAUUUUGUCAAGUAUCUGGGAAAUGUAUCGUCGAGGAGCGACAAAGAAAGACAACAAGCCAGUGAAGAAGGAUGUGAGUGACAGUGAUAAAUACGCCGACCUCUUGGUGUUCGGCUAUGCCUGCAAACUGUUUCGGGACGACGAAAAGGCUCUUUACCACGAUCAUGGAAAACAUCUUAUCCCAUGGAUGGGGGACAAGAGCAUCCUGAUUGAUAGAUACGAUGGGCGUGGUCACUUGCAUGACCUUUCAGAGUACGACAGCGGGUCAUGGAAUACGUCCUACCAGCUGUCGGAGGAAGAAGCCAGGAUUGAAGCGCUUUGCGAUGAAGAGCGGUAUCUGGCUCUACACACUGACCUGCUGGAAGAGGAAGCCCGACAAGAGGAGGAGUACAAACGUCUCAGCGAGGCUCUGGCGGACGAAGGCACGUACAAUGCAGUGGCUUUCAAAUACAGCGCGGACUACUACGACCCCUCGCAGCCGACUGAGGAGGAGGACGCCAACAAGGAACCCGAGGAGACGGAGCCUGAAGAGAGCGAGGAGCCGUUCGUGGCCCCCGCAGGCCUGACCAUCCCUCCAGACGUGGAGCUGCCGGCCACCGUCAAGACCCACAACAUCAUCGAGAGGACGGCGAACUUCGUGUGCCAGCAGGGGGCGCAGUUCGAGAUCGUGCUGAAGGCCAAGCAGGCCGGGAACUCCCAGUUCGACUUCCUCCGCUUCGACCACUACCUGAACCCGUAUUACAAACACAUCCUGCGGACCAUGAAGGAGGGCCGGUACUACCCCGCCUCCGCCAGCAAGCAGGACGAGUCGCAGGAUUCUCACUCGGAUUCGGAUGAAGAUGGCGACGGCAGCUACCUCCAUCCCAGCCUCUUCGCCCCGAAAAAGAGUUCUCGCCUGGAGGAGCUGGUGAAGCCUCUGAAAGUGAUGGACCCCGACCAUCCGCUGGCAGCUCUGGUACGAAAAGCCCAGCAGGAAAGAAACGGCACGGCGGCGGCGGCGGCGGCGGCAGCGGCAGCGGCGGCCAAACCAGAAGAAGCUGCAGCGACGACACCGGCGCAGUACUCCACUGACCCGAGCGCGGCGGCGAUGUACUACGGCUACUACAUGCUCCCCGACGGGUCGUUCUGCCUGGCCCCGCCCCCGCCGGGUAUCGAGGCGACCGCAUACUACAGCGGCAUGCCCCCGGCCGUCAUGGUCCCGCCCACCUCCGCCGAAGCCGCCGUGCCGCACCUGGGGACUCCCGCCGCUCCCGCCGAGGCGGUGGCAGCUCCAGCUCCAGCUCCAGCUCCAGCUCCUGCUCCAGCUCCCAUCCAGGCCCCCAGCUCUGCAGCGCCAGACACCAGCCAGAAAGCUGAGCCUCCAGUUCACACGCCGGCAGCACCGGCCAUCAUCCCGCCGCCGCCCGACAUCCAGCCGGUCAUCGACAAGCUGGCCGAGUACGUCGCCAGGAACGGCCUGAAGUUCGAGGCCAGCGUCCGCGCCAAGAACGACCCCCGGUUUGACUUUCUGCAGUCUUGGAAUCAGUACAACACCUAUUAUGAGUUCAAGAAGAAUUACUUCAUGCAGAAGGAAGGGAAGGGCCUGCCAGAGAGCGGCGCGGACGACGACGCGCUUCAAUCAGACUCAUCUAAAGACUCCAAGAUGACAAAAGCCUCUUUUGCCCCCAUCUGCUUCGCCAUCAAGCCGAAGGAAAACGACUUGCUGCCGCUGGAGAAGAACAGAGUUCGGCUGGACGACGACUCGGAUGAGGACAAGUUGCUGGACGAGGAGCAGCUGGAGGCCGUGAUUGGCGGAGUGGAGAUGAUCGACAAGGAGCCGCCUCCGGUCUCGACCCCCGAGGAGAAGAAACCGACGCUCAGCCUGGAGGAGUUGGAGGCAAAACAAGCCAAGCAGAAACUGGAGGACCGUCUGGCGGCUGCAGCCAGGGAGAAGCUGGCCCAGGCUUCUAAGGAGUCCAAGGAGAAGCAGCUCCAGGCCGAGAGGAAGAGGAAGGCGGCGCUCUUCCUGCAGACUCUCCGCGGCCCGCUCGCCGGAGAGCCCGAGGCCAAAAGAGCCGAGCUGGACUCGUGUGCACAGCUUGAGGAAGCCUUUUCCGCUCCGCCUGAUCCCGCUCCUCCUCCGGCGGGCCCGACGCCGACCGCCCAUCCUCAGGAUCAGAGGCUCUCGGCGGAGAACCACGGAGCGUACCGCGGCAGGGAAGCCCCGUCCUCGUCGUCCUCCUCCUCCUACGCCGCCGCCGCCAAAGGGUCCAAUCGGAACCGAGAUAGAGACAGGGACCGAGAUAGAGAUCGGGAUCGGGACAGAGAUAGGAACAGAGAGCGCGAUCGGAACAGGGACAGAGACAGAGACAGGGAUCGAGACAGGAAUAAAGGCAGGGACAAAGACAAGAAGAAGAAGAAACACAAGAGGAGGUCAAGAUCGAGGUCAAGAUCGAAGAACAAAGUGUCUCUUCCCAGUGCCUACAGACGAUCCCGCAGGUCUCGAUCGCGUUCACACUCCCCGGGCCGGAGGGACCGGAGGGGCGCUUCUCUAGACAGGAGGCACGAGCCGAGAGAGCGGGAACGCCAUCAUCCCAGCGGCGGCGGCGGCGCACCGAGAGGCCAUUCCAGAUCCAGGUCGCCCGCCGAACCGAGGAGGAGCUCCUUGUCGUCCUCGGGGCUGAUGCUCACCGCCGCCUCCUCCGUCUCCCCGUUUUCCUCCCCCAGCAAAGUCCUGUCCCAGUCAGCGAGCCCCGCCUCCAGCCUGGCCCAGUCGAGGGGCGGCUCUCAAGAGAAAGACAAAGCGGUGUCCUCCUCCAUAGUAUCCUCCGUUCAGUCCAAAAUAACUCAGGAUCUAAUGGCCAAAGUGCGAGCCAUGCUCGCCUCCUCCAAGACCUUCCAAUCUGCCAACUCCUGAAGCGAAGACGGCUUUCUCUGAAGCCACAGACGAACCUCUGGCGGCCGGUCAGCAAGCGCAGCUCUCUCGAUUUCUUGGAGAAGAAUCGGACCUGCGUCUGUUUCGGAUCGCCGUGUUUGUCCUUUCGGUUUUGAUUUGAGUGUCGACAGACACAGUUUGGCUGAGUUGAGUGGUCUUCAGACUGAAUCUUCACACCGGACCCCAGGAACGCAGCUCAUCAGCACACAGAUCGAGGUUUGCAGGGAGCGUCUGAUAUGGAAACAGUUUAAGUGUUGCAUUUUUUUUUUUUUAACCUGUAAAGAUCUGCAGCAACUGUAAUGGUGCUGCAGAUUUUAAUGAGUUGAAAUCAUUUUUUUUUCCCAUCACCCCCUGCUGCUGAAAGUAUUUAGUGUCUCCUUCUAUGAAGGAUUAUGUUUUGAUAAUUUCAUCCCCGCCGCUCCAGGUUAACUUGUGUGAUGUUUUAUUUCCAACGUCCCUCCCCAACGCUGAUUCCUGUCCUGCAUCUCACUCCUGUUUUUUCCUAAAUUGGUCCCAGUUUCUACUCUUCUCAGCUAUGAAGUGUGGCCUUCGAUUUCUGUUCUGCUGGUUUGUACUGUAACGACUUUAAUUCGACCUUGCAGUUGUCAAUAAAUUUCAGUUAUGAUUUA